GACCCUGCCGCGCCCCUUCUCGUUUUACCACAGGACUGGGGUUGGGGAGGGGGCCUGGGCGGAGGUGCUUCUCACCCUCUGCCCUGAGGAAGCCGAGACCCGGCCUCUCCAAGGCCUGGCGGGGAAGCUGAGCCCCUUUCUUCCCCUGCUCUGGGCCCCUCGCUCCGGCAGGCGGGGUAGAAACAGAGAGCGGGCUGGGGCCCUUGGUCUGGGAGAGGCGAGGUGGGGGGCAGUUGGUCGCCUGUGGCCGCCUCUCAUUCAAGAGUUGCCGUUGUUGGCAUCGUCAUCGUCGUGAUACUACAAGGGGACUAGCUGGCUUGUUUCCCCCAAAUCAUUCUUCUGAAAAAGGCCGCAUCGCACCAGAGAAGAAGCCACAGGGAUGAUUGGGAGACUUCGAUAAAAUCUGGCGUGAGCAUUGUGAAGAUGAAGAAACUCUCUGUGAAUAUGCUGAGGCAAUGAAAAACCUGGCAGAUAAUCAUUGGGAUAAAACCUGUGAAGGAGAGGGCCGCAUUGAAUGGUGCUGCAGUGUGUCACGGGAAUAUUUUCAAAAUGGGGGAAAACGAAAAGCACUGGAGAAAGAUGAGAAAAGAGCAGUUCUUGCUACUCCAAGUAUUCAAACCAUGAGUGUUCACCCGGCUCCCAAAGUAGAGGAUUCUUCUGAAAAUUCAAAGCACGGUUCUUUAAUGGAUGAAUUGCUACAUCCUUCAGGAAAGAUCAGAUUACUUGAUGUUGGCAGCUGUUUUAAUCCAUUUCUGAAGUUUGAAGAAUUUUUGACCGUUGGCAUUGACAUUGUUCCAGCUGUUGAGAGCGUCUACAAAUGUGACUUCUUAAACCUUCAGAUUCAGCAACCUCUUCAGCUUGCGCAAGAUGCCAUAGAUGCUUUUUUGAAACAGCUAAAAAAUCCUAUUGAUUCUCUGCCUGGAGAAUUGUUCCAUGUUGUGGUCUUCUCCCUUCUCCUUUCUUACUUCCCUUCACCCUAUCAACGAUGGAUAUGUUGCAAAAAGGCCCAUGAACUUCUUGUAUUAAAUGGAUUGCUGCUGAUUAUCACCCCUGACUCUUCCCAUCAGAAUCGUCAUGCUAUGAUGAUGAAAAGCUGGAAAAUUGCUGUAGAAUCCUUGGGCUUUAAGCGUUUCAAGUAUUCAAAGUUUUCUCAUAUGCAUCUGAUGGCAUUUAGGAAGAUCUCACUUAAAACAACAAGUGACUUGGUGAGUAGGAACUACCCAGGCAUGUUGUACAUCCCCCAGGAUUUCAACAGUAUAGAAGAAGAGGAUUUUUCUAAUAAUUCCUGCUAUAUCCGAUCAGAUGCUGAAGAUGAACAGCUGGCCUACAGCUUCAUGGAGCUUCCAGAUGCUCCUUAUGACUCGGAUUCUGGGGAAAGCCAGAGCAGCUCUCUUCCUUUUUAUGAGCUAGAAGAUCCUAUAUUGCUUCUAAGUUAAUGUAACAAUUAAAAUCUGCUUCAAGUUCAAACUACCUUUACUGUAAAACUAAUUUUGCUACACUGACAUCUGCUCUGUACAUAAAGCAUUUACAAAAAGGAAAUGCAAAAGUUUUUGAGAGCCUUCACUAUUUUUUUCUACUUAAUGAAUUUUAAAAUUUAUUCUUAUAUUGAAAAGUUGAAGUGCAUGUUUUAUGCAGAAUGGCUCAUGUCCAUAGCAUAAACAGGGUUUACUUUAAUAUUGGUAUUGGUAAAAUACUCCAGAAAGGUACAGUUCCCCUUCACCGUCCAGUGCUGUGAACUGUAAUUUUGCAAAAUAUGCUGAUGUGUCUUGGUUUGAUAUUUUUAAUCUCUAGAUAUGAUUUUUGAGGGUCAUGCUAGCAUUUCUUAGAGGUUUGCGCAUUACGAUAUAGUAUGCACUGUCAGUUAAAUGUCUAAGAAAGAUGUUUCAAAAGCUUGGUUAGCAUUUGACUUGAACAAAAACAUACAUAGAAUGAAGUUUUGGUUGAGUCAAUCUUGAUAUGGUGAAAUGAAAAUACCUGCAACUUGGUUUUACUUGUCUUUAAUACUGCAGUUAGAGUGUUUUGGAAAAAUAGUAGAUCCUCGUGCCCCUGCUGCUGUUGGAAUGAUAUGUAACGCACACAUAUACAACAAUAGACUUAUAAUAGUUUUUUUUUUGUUAACUUCAGAGCUAGAAUAUUGGCUUUUUUAUGAUUACACUAACAUCAUUGCCCACACUACAGUCUUUCACAGUAUAUUGUGUUAACAAAGUAUUUUGCAUUAAAGUACUUCAGUACAAAGCUAUAUAACAGUCACUUCCAGAAGUUUUUAAUUACAUGAAAUCAACAAAGUAUUCAAUUGGUCUCAUCAUAAUACUGCAUAUCUUUCUUAACAUUUUUGUUUGUAAGUUGUCCCCUCAACUACGGAUGAAAACAAAUAAAAGGCACUCUAACA
Molecule: messenger RNA, 2389 nt
Organism: Rhineura floridana
Lineage: Eukaryota; Metazoa; Chordata; Lepidosauria; Squamata; Rhineuridae
Product: S-adenosylmethionine sensor upstream of mTORC1
Exons: 5
Coding region: 456-1436 (326 amino acids)
Biological process (GO): negative regulation of TORC1 signaling
Source: RefSeq, a predicted model, not a curated record